Molecule: messenger RNA, 900 nt
Organism: Aureobasidium melanogenum CBS 110374
Lineage: Eukaryota; Fungi; Ascomycota; Dothideomycetes; Dothideales; Saccotheciaceae
Product: NAD(P)-binding protein
Exons: 2
Coding region: 1-900 (299 amino acids)
Cellular component (GO): intracellular anatomical structure
Molecular function (GO): oxidoreductase activity, acting on NAD(P)H, oxygen as acceptor
Source: RefSeq, a predicted model, not a curated record
AUGUCCGAACGCGCUGCUCUAUCUGCUCGUGCCAUUCCUUUCAUGGAGCUUUCAAAUGGCACAGAUGCUUCACUGACCGCUCCACCGCCGCCAUUGCCACACUAUCUGAAUGCAGAGGGAAGAGCAAUGGCUCGCUUUGCCGUUGAGGGAAAUGCUGUCAUCACCGGAGGAGCCGGUACGCUCGCCCUAGCAGCAGCACGAGCACUUCUGGAACACGGACUGGCCAAUAUUUUCCUCUUCGACCUUCGAUCCACCUUCGACACUUCCGCUGAAGCGAUAGAUGCUCUGCAAAACGAGUUUCCGUCCUCAAAGGUCAGAAUCGAACCUGUCGACGUCACCGAUGCUGGAAAUGUAGAUCGUGCUUUCGCCGCCGUAGCAGCUAGAGGCUCCAUUGACAUUCUGCUUUGUUUCGCUGGUGUGGUCGGUUGUUUGCAUGCAAUUGAGAUGACUCCAGAGCAAUGGCGUCGCACUAUCGAUAUCAACACCACUGGUUCAUUCCUUUGUGCUCAAGCAGCAGCAAAGCACAUGCAGACCCAAGGCACUGGAGGCAGUAUCGUGUUUACAGCAUCUAUCUCCGGCCACCGUGUCAACUUCCCACAACCGCAAGUUGCGUAUAAUGUCAGCAAAGCUGCUGUUAUUGCUAUGAAAGACUCUCUGGCUGCUGAGUGGGCGAGGUACGGUAUUAGAGUCAACUCGAUCAGUCCUGGGUAUAUGGAUACGGUGUUGAAUGAGGGCGCUGGACUUGAGGAAGCGAGGAAUAUCUGGGCGAAUAGAAAUCCGAUGGGGAGGAUGGGCGCGGUAGGGGAGUUGGAUGGGGUUGUGGUGUUGUUGUGUUCGAGGGCGGGAUCGUAUAUCAAUGGUGCCGAUUUUGUGGUCGAUGGUGGUGCGACUGUUUUCUAG